Messenger RNA from Giardia duodenalis, 957 nucleotides. Its product is annotated as Oxidoreductase, short chain dehydrogenase/reductase family. The transcript has a single exon. Bases 1 to 957 code for a protein of 318 amino acids. Gene Ontology annotation, molecular function: oxidoreductase activity. NCBI's taxonomy places the organism in Eukaryota, Fornicata, Diplomonadida, Hexamitidae. The record is from RefSeq and is a predicted model, not a curated record.
AUGUCCACCGUGUGCUGUCUGGCCUUGAGUCUGGCAAUCCUGCUCUGCUUAUGGCUCUGUAAGAUAUUUAUCAUCCCAUUAUUUACUCUAUCUGACAGAAAAGCGUCCAAACGCAUCCGUUCAUACAUGCAAGAUUCCUUAGAGCCUACAUCCACGGGGACUGCACGUCCGUUUGCCCUUAUCACAGGAGCUACUGGAUCUGUGGGGUCGGCAUUUGCUGAAUAUCUCGCUAAAGAAGGUUAUUCACUCGUCCUAACCGGAAGGUCUGAAGAUCUACUUGAAUCAGCUGCUAAAACCCUAUCGGCAAAAUUCCCUGCGGUAACUGUAUUGACUAGAACAUGUGAUCUGGGUUCUCGUGCAUCCAUCUGUGACUUAGUUGAAUCGCUUAAUGAAAUAAAUGUUGCAGUGCUUAUUAAUAAUGCAGGAGCCAUCAACAUCCUUCCUGACGAUACGUUAGACAUCUCACCGGAAACUCUAGAGAGUAUUGUCGCGGUAAAUGUUCAAGGUACUACCCUUCUCACCCGUCUUAUACUCCCAAAGCUGAAGACACGGAAAAAUAGCUUGAUUGUUUUCAUGGGCAGCAUCAAUGGCACCCUGCCUUGUCCGAUGGUAGCGUGCUAUAGUGCAUCCAAAGCAUAUACACACGCAUUUGGCAUUGCUUUACAAGAGGAGCUUAGGCCUGCCGCCAUAACCGUGCUUGUGGCGGCUCCGGCGUGGAUUGCAUCCAAUAUGACGCUCACUAAGCGAACAGGCCUAUUAUUUAUAUCUCCAGAUCACUUCGUCCGUUGUCUCUUCAAGGCGAGAUGGAGCUCCACGGUUGUUAAUCCAUACUAUUUUCAUCGUAUUAUGACGAGUGUCCUGGGUACACUUCCAGAAAGGCUGCGUGUGAAGAUUCAGUAUCUUCAGCUUACUGACAUACGCUCUAGGAUCCAGCGAAAAUUGGAAAAAGACAAGUGA